This is a messenger RNA of Lathyrus oleraceus (garden pea), 1071 nucleotides long. Its product is annotated as phospholipase D beta 1-like. Gene Ontology annotation, biological process: phospholipid catabolic process. The transcript has 2 exons. Lineage: Eukaryota; Viridiplantae; Streptophyta; Magnoliopsida; Fabales; Fabaceae. Gene Ontology annotation, molecular function: D-type glycerophospholipase activity. Gene Ontology annotation, cellular component: plasma membrane. The record is from RefSeq and is a predicted model, not a curated record. The coding region runs from base 1 to 1071 and encodes 356 amino acids.
AUGCAACUUGUCAAAGAGUUUUCUAAAUUUAUGCAUGGAGAGUUUGAAAUGGGCCUCAUGGGAGAGUUAAAUUACUUCCUAGGUCUUCAAAUCAACCAAAUUAAUGAAGGCACAUUUGUUUGUCAAACCAAGUAUUGUAAGGAUUUUGUAAAGAGAUUUGAAAUGGUUGAUGCAAAUCCAAUUGACACUCUGAUGACUACAAACAGUAACUUGGAAAGAAACGAAAAUGGUAAGGAUAUGGGAGUAAAGAAAUAUAGAGCAACAAAACUACGUUUGUAUGAUGAUGCAUUGCUCAAGAUAGAAAGAGUUUCAAAUAUAAUUCACGUGUCUGAUACUCCUAGUGUUGGUGAUGAUAAUCCUGAAGCUUGGCAUACUCAGAUAUUUCGUUCCAUUGAUUCAACCUCUGUCGAAGGAUUUCCAAAGGAGCCAAAAGAUGCAUUGGAAAAGAAUCUAAUAUGUGGGAAGAAUGUGUUGAUUGACAUGAGCAUACAUACAGCAUAUGUAAAGGUCAUUCGUGCCGCGCAGCAUUACAUUUAUAUAGAGAAUCAAUAUUUCAUUGGUUCUUCAUACAAUUGGAGCGAAUAUAAAGACCUUGGUGCAAAUAAUUUAAUUCCAAUGGAGAUUGCCUUUAAGAUUGCCGAAAAAAUAAAGGCAAACGAGAGGUUUGCAGUAUACAUAAUUAUUCCAAUGUGGCCAGAGGGUGAUCCAACAGGUGCUGCCACUCAACGGAUUUUAUUUUGGCAGCAUAAAACAAUGGAAAUGAUGUACAAGACAAUUUACAAUACUUUGGUUGAAGUUGGGCUCGAAGCAGUGUUUUCUCCACAAGACUAUUUGAACUUUUUCUGUCUUGGAAAUCGAGAAGCAGUAGAUAUGCACGAGAACAUUAUUGGGUCUGGAAUUCCUCCCCCACCAAAUACACCACAAGUAAUCCUCGUUGCACAACUGGAAGUAGCAGAGCACAUUGGUUAUUUCAGCAGCUUCUAUCCCAAGCCACUCAAUGUCAUGAUGCACCUCAACCUAGCAUGCCAUCGAAUUCCAAUAUACAGGGUUGCAGCGUCAUUUGUAUGUUGA